AUGAAACAAAAACCUACUUAUAGUUCCUUUUUUAAUAAUGACCGUUCCAAAUGGAUAAUAAACAAUAGCGACAAAACAAUCCCUAAAAAUGUUAUGGAUAUAUUGAGUUUAGGUGACAAAUUUGGUUUACCUUUCAAUCAUCGGAACAGUAUCGAUCGUGAGAAACUUGUGCUUGAGACAAUAAAAAAUGUUGAAUUGAAUAUUUAUAAAAUAACAGACAAUGCGUUAGCAGACAUACGGAGCCGCAUCGCUCAUUCGCUCCAUAAUUUCCUCCGAGUGACAAAACAGGACUUUUUAGACAAACACAUCUUAAAUGAAUAUGCUAAAUGUAACCGAUUCUUGCGCGAAAACGAUGAUGUCCUUGUCACUAAGGCAGACAAAGGCCAAGUUACUGUUAUCAUGAAUAAAAAUAAAUACAAAAACCAAAUGAUAGAACUCCUUCAAGACCAGAACACAUACAAGAAAUUAAAUAAUGAUCCAAUUAAACGCAUCUCAAACAAAAUGAACGAUCUUGUAAAAUCCUGGCGUGACAAUGACAUCAUCGACGAACGAACAUACAGAUUUUUAAAUUGUACAAACGGAAAUAUUCCGAGAUGCUACGGACUGCCAAAAAUUCACAAACAGGGCUUUCCAUUACGAAUAAUAGUGUCCACAAUAGGCAGCCCGUUAUACAACAUCGCGUGCCAUAUGCACAAUAUCCUAAAUAAAGCAAUUCCAAAGCCUAAAUCACAUAUCAAAGACAACUGGGCAUUCACCAAACUAAUUAGCAAUAAACAAAUCCAUCCGAAUAAUGUUCUCAUAUCUUUAGACGUAACUGCUCUCUUCACAAACAUUCCUAAAGAAUUAGUGAUGACGGGGUUGGAAAAAAGGUGGCAACACAUUCGAGAACAUACCAAGCUAAACCUGGCCCAAUUUUUAUACGCUAUUGACCUCAUUUUAAAAUGCACAUGUUUUACAUUCGAUGGACAACCCUAUGAACAGAUUUUUGGCAGUCCCAUGGGAUCCCCGCUAUCUCCCAUUUUAGCCGACAUUGUAAUGGACGAUUUGGAAACGCAAUGCCUGUCCCUACUUGAUUUCGAAGUUCCUUAUUUCUUCAGAUAUGUAGACGAUAUUUUUAUGGUACUGCCACAAUCAAAGAUACCUGAGGUCAUCAGAAUUUUCAAUAACUAUCACCCACGCCUAUCCUUUACACACGAAACAGAGUUUAAUAGAUCCAUUAAUUUCCUCAACACAACAGUCUACAUAAUCAACAACACCUUGAUUACAAAUUGGUACCGAAAACCUACAUUUUCUGGCAGAUACAUCAAUUUUUUCUCCAGCCAUCCGUUGAAAUAUAAAACUAACACUAUCAUCAGUUUAGUUGAUCAAGCCAUUCUUUUGUCAGACAAACGGUUUCACAAGUCGAACAUUGAAAUCGUGGAAAAAAUCCUCCUAAAUAACUGUUUCCCCAAAGAGCUCAUUACUAAACACAUUAAUAAACGAAUCAAAGAAAUCACAUACGGGAAAGAAAACAUCGAAACUGAACCCACAACUUCUGAUAGAAACUACAUUCUGACUCCAUACGUUAAAGGCUUCAGUGAAAAUGUUGAUUGCAUACUCAGACAAAAUUAUGACCAUGUUCUACAUCAAAUACCUAAAAAACUUGAUUGUGUGAUAAAAAGAGGAAAGGACGUGGUUGACAACAAAAAACAAACUGAAUUAGUAUAUAAAUUAGAGUGCAAUCAAUGUGAUGCUUCCUACAUAGGACAGACCAAACGACACUUACAAACCAGAGUCAAGGAACAUCAACGCAAUGUUAAUGGCUCAUCGAACAAUUUCUCUGUCAUUUCAACACACCGUGUAGAAUAUGGCCACGAUUUUGAUUGGCAGGAUCCCCGAAUACUACAUAGAGAAAGAAAUUUACGAAAAAGGGAGAUAGCGGAGAUGUUCUAUAUCAAGAAAACAAACGGUACUAUAAAUCUACAAAAAGAUACCGAGAACCUAAAUACGACAUAUGACAGCCUAAUACAUUUCUUAAAUUAA
Messenger RNA from Vollenhovia emeryi, 2022 nucleotides. RefSeq lists its product as uncharacterized. The coding region runs from base 1 to 2022 and encodes 673 amino acids. The transcript has a single exon. The record is from RefSeq and is a predicted model, not a curated record. NCBI's taxonomy places the organism in Eukaryota, Metazoa, Arthropoda, Insecta, Hymenoptera, Formicidae.